This is a messenger RNA of Fusarium odoratissimum NRRL 54006, 168 nucleotides long. RefSeq lists its product as uncharacterized. The record is from RefSeq and is a predicted model, not a curated record. The transcript is spliced from 2 exons. Bases 1 to 168 code for a protein of 55 amino acids. Lineage: Eukaryota; Fungi; Ascomycota; Sordariomycetes; Hypocreales; Nectriaceae.
AUGCAUGGCCUUAACGAGCAGAAGAGCGCACUCAGUGCCUUUGAGCCCAGGAAGGCCAAUGAGAAGGCCACUCGGAGAGGGGGCGUGAUUGGCGAUAUGCCAGAGCCUUAUCUGCAAGCUGAAAAUGUGUAUCUUGUCUUGUCUUCGAGGCCUGCUGGAGCCAUUUAA